Molecule: messenger RNA, 2244 nt
Organism: Eimeria maxima
Lineage: Eukaryota; Apicomplexa; Conoidasida; Eucoccidiorida; Eimeriidae
Exons: 1
Coding region: 1-2244 (747 amino acids)
Source: RefSeq, a predicted model, not a curated record
AUGUGGAAGCACAACUUGCACGUGAGCCUGGUGGUCCUUGCUGGGAUUGUGUCACUCUCACUCUGUGAUGCGAGUGACCUCAACAGCGCCUCCAACACAGUCGAGACCCCGGCAUACCUUCCAUACGUGGACCAUACCCAACGCUUGCGAACGCAUUUGCCUAGGUCCAUCCCUUUUCCAGUCCCCAAAACUCCGCAGUCUCAAAGGCUGCUUCGCCUACUGGCAAGCUAUGCUGCAGCCUCGGCUCUGGUGUUUCUCAUCUUAUCCUGCUUCCUGACGUUCGAGUCUUUCAGGAAUACGAACUCCCACAACAGAGGGCGUUCCCUUGCGGAGAAAUAUGAUGAAAAAUCUUGCCACGAUGAUGCGGAUACUGGCGAGUUUGUAGUAGGAACUGUGGACCGGCGAGCUUUGCACGCAGUACACAGCCAGCUGGCGUAUUUAAAUGUACCAGAAACCGCACGCCAACACCUCAACAGAUCUGAACACCAGCUCGUUUCUACAGCAAAAUCUGUUUUGCUCGGCUACCAUAAACGGCUGACAACUCUUCUCAACGGCGUCGCCGAAGCAAAUACACCAGAGGCAAAUACGGCGCUGAUGGAGAUAGACCACAUACGGGCAGUGCUAGGAUCAAUAGCAUGGUCGCCAUCCCAGAAUAUACAAGCGCUGCUCCACAGGGCUACAGCCUACUCGGAGGGGAGGCAGGUGCCACAUGCCGUGUCGGCAGCCGUGGCCGCGGCCGUGCGCGUGAACGAUCCAAAUAAGAACAUGCCAAUAACCAUAACCGAAGAACAGCAGCAACUCGUGUGUGAGAUGGUGAAAGGCAUACAAACAGAGAUGAGCAGAGCUAUAGACGCUCUCCAGAACGAGCGAACUCCCCAUCCGUCAGUAUUGGAGACCGCAAGGACCCUGCUAGGUGAACAAGAACCCCUUCGCUUGCAGCUGAACACAGUGGGCAUGGCCGAGGUCUCAGCAGAGUUAGCACGCGUUUCUGAAUACCUCAGAGGCGCCCUCACCCACUGUAUGAACCGAAAGCCGCGAAGAACCGCCAGCAUGCCUAGUAGGUUUGCGACCCUGUCCCUAAGCCAACACCGAGAACAGGCUGCUCCGGCUGCAAAAGGCGCUCAGGCAUUAUUGCAGCCCACCAGUUCUUUCUCCUCCCUGCCUCCCAAAGGACCGAAGGGUGCGAAAGGCCCCUGCUCCAGGGGUCCUCACCAAAAGGCACAUGCUCUCAGCGAGGAGCCUCGGUCAUCUACUCUACUUCGGAGGCGUGGAUCUGAGAACAAGGGCAGCACAUUGCCCAGAUCCACACAAACUGAGGAGGAUUCACCUAGAGGAGCUGGUGUGGGCCCUGAGACGCAACCAAUUGACGUUGAGAAAACACGCAGGCUGACCUCUGCUGUGAAUCAGUGGACGGAUAAGUGUAGGGGCUCCUUGCAAAUGCUCCUUAGCGGAACCGCCAGAGAAGAGUCUCUAGAGAAGGUUGCACUGAAUGGACAUCAUCUGUACCGUGAGGUCACAUCUGCAACUGUGGACUCUUCUGUCGACGGUGCAACCAGCCGAGCAUUCUGGGAGUCGGUGGAUACGCUGAGCGUUGCGCUGAAUUCACUGCAUAGUGAACUUAUUCGAAGCUGGUUGGACAAGGUCGCUGAUUCGCGCCAUCGGUUGACAAAAGCUCGUUAUAACCUACAAGCUUCCGUAAACGAGCUUAGCGCCGAUAACCCUCCAAGAGCCGGUGGGAUGUGCAUUGGCGAUAUGUCAGUGGUUAGAGCUACUGUAGAUGCAACAAAGCGACUUUUGGGAGACCUUUCGCGCUUCCUCGGUGUAAGCAAUACCCAUCAGAGACUUUCCGACGCUAUUGAAGGUCUUCGAAGCACCGUGGCAAGGGCUGAGAAAGAGCUGCAAGAGGCCAUUGAUUCUGUUUGUCGGAUAUGGAGAAGGGCACUGGAGAAUGAAGUGGAGGGGAGGCCAGCAGUUAGUCCUCCACACACUUCAUCAGAUGCGUCAGCUACCCGGCACAGCACCUCCUCGAACGUUCCACUUCUUGCAUGCGCAAGGGGUACAGUGCAGGUCCUACAACAGCUUGGUGGUCAGUCAGUUGAGCUUGACUUACUUCUCCAGUUUUUCGAUAGACAGGGUAGGGGGAGCUCGAAGAAAAGAUCUGGGCUUUUUCGUGCCUUCAGUCUGCGCCGUGGCCGAUCGUCUAGUGGUUCACGUACUACCUCAAGCCUCCCGAAGGAGACAUGA